Molecule: messenger RNA, 1761 nt
Organism: Drosophila hydei
Lineage: Eukaryota; Metazoa; Arthropoda; Insecta; Diptera; Drosophilidae
Gene: SmydA-5
Product: SET domain-containing protein SmydA-8
Exons: 2
Coding region: 80-1738 (552 amino acids)
Molecular function (GO): protein binding
Source: RefSeq, a predicted model, not a curated record
GAAAACGAGAAAUCGAAAUAAGUUUUCUCCGCUCAUAUAAGAUCAGUGCGUGUCCGAGAAGCGUGAAGUGAUCAUUGGAAUGACGUUCCCGAGUGCCAACUGUGCCGUUUGCCAUGUGGCCGCUAGGCUCACCUGCACCCGCUGCAAGCUCGUACGCUACUGCAAUGGGGAGCACCAGAAGCAGCAUUGGCCCCAGCACAAGAGCUGCUGCCGGCCGUUCAGGGAGCAGGAAGAUGCCCAGCUGGGCCGCUACUUGGUGGCCACCCAAAACAUCAAGGCCAAGCAGAUCAUAUUCGUUGAGGAUCCGCUUGUCGUGGGUCCCAAGUGGUUUCUCACUGACGACGAGAAGUCGGCCAGCAUUGUCCCAUGCGUAGGCUGCUACGCGCCUUGUCACGUGGACAAGCAUCUGUGUCACAAUUGUCGCUGGCCCGUGUGCAGCGUCGGCUGCGAGCACGAGAAAUUGGAGUGCAGUGUGCUUAGUCUGGGCAAUGCGCCCAAAGCCAAGGCGGAUGUACGUGUUCUAGUUGACUAUUACCGCCACGAUGCGUUGUUGGUGCUCAAGUGCCUGCUGCUGCAGCAGCAUCAGCCGGAACGCUGGCAGAUGCUGCUAGAGAUGCAGUCGCACGAGGAGGAGCGCCUGGGCACUGAGCUGCAGCAGGAAGCGGAGCAGCGGAUUGUGAGCUAUCUGGAGCAGCGUUUCCUGCAGCGCAUCAAGCAGAGCAAGCAACGGGGCAGCAUGCCCAGCAACUAUGAGCCGAAGCUGCUGCACCGCCUGUGCGGCAUCAUCGAGACCAACUAUAUGGUCAUCGAGCUGGCCACGGGCAUAGAGCUAAGCGGUCUGUUUCGGCAGGCCUGCAUGAUGGAGCACGCCUGCCAGCCCAACUGUUACUUCCAGUUCGAUGCCGCCACGCAGCGCAUUGCGGUGUGUGCGGGCUGCGACCUGAAGAAGGGCGACCAUCUGAAGAUCUCAUACACGAACAUAUUGUGGGGCACUCAAAUGCGGCAACAUCAUCUGCUCAUGACCAAGCACUUUAGCUGCCGCUGCGCACGCUGCGAGGAUCCUACCGAGUAUGGCAGCUAUGUAAGUGCCAUGCGCUGCCUGGGUGACGUAUCCAAGUCAUGCGUAGGUGUUCAACUGCCGGUCGACCCACUUGAUGAGCAUACCCAGUGGAAGUGCGAUACUUGCCCCAUGAUUGUGGACGCUGCCUACGUGACGGAGGUCCAGACACACAUGACCGAGCAAGUGGAGCAGUUACUGGCCGGUCAACCCACAGCCAGCCAGGUGGAGCUGCUGCUGGCUCGACUCUCCCAGCUGCUGCACACCAACCACUUUCACAUGUUUAAUCUGAAGCACACGCUUGUGCAGCUGUAUGGUCAUGAACCGGGGCUAGAGCUAGUCACGCUAAGCGAUCUCCAAUUGGGCCGUAAGCAGCGUCUCUGCGAGGAGCUAUACAAUGUGUGCCAGCAGCUCGAUCCGCACAGCAUCAAGCUGGCCAUCUAUGUCAGUAUCAUACUCAUCGAGAUGACUCACACGCUGGAGGAACGUGCUCGCAGACAGCCUGCAGAAGCAGCAGCUCUACUGGAUCAAGCUGAGUUGCGCCUUAAAGAGGCGCAGGAUGUGGUGGAGAAGGUGCAGGACUCUGUAGCCGGGAGGAAGCUGAACGACAAGCUUCAACAGCACCUCGUCGAGCAUUACAAAUUAACGCUGGCGCAGCGCCACAAUCAGACCAAGAUUUAAACAUAUUACAUUAAAUAUUUAUG